GCCCUGAUUCCGCUAUCGAUAUUCACGAUUUUACGCGACCACCAUUCUCCCACCAUCUUUUCCACAAACCCCAUCUUUUAUACAAUGGAUCAAAUGGAGCAACAACUGGCGCAGCUGCUCGCCAACACGCAGCUUCCCGACGAGGGCCCUCGCAAACAGGCCGAGCUCGAUCUCUCCCACGCCAAAGCAAACCCCGAUUUCCCGAUUGCGAUCGCCCGCGUCGGUAUCAACGCCUCGUUCCCCGUCAGCAUUCGCCAGUCUGCCUUGACCUACCUGCGUCAGUUUAUCGAGGACAACUGGAGCCCAGACGACGGCGAGGCCCCUCGUUUCCCUAUUUCAGAUCACUACAAGCACGAACUCAGGGAGGUGCUGCUUGCCCUCUGCCUGGGAAGCGAGGGCGACAGAAAGGUCAAGGUUGCCACCAGUCUGGUCGUCAGCAAGAUUGCUCAGGCCGACUUCCCCGACAGAUGGCCUACCCUGCUGCCCAGUGUUUUGGGUGUCAUGCCAACCGGAACCGACGACCAGCUGCACGGUGCCUUGCGCAUUCUUCAAGACCUUGUCGAGGAAAGUUUGACUGACGAGCAAUUCUUCGGCACCGCACGCGAAAUCAUUAAGGCGUGCUACGAUGUCGCCCUCAACAACGAACGCAAACAAAACCAUCGUGCCCUGGCUGUCGUGGUGUUCCGUAGCUGUUUCGAUCUGAUGGAUAUGGCCAAGGAUGAUCACAAGAAGGAAGUCACCAGUUUCGCCCAGGAAAUCUUGGCCGGCUGGCUCCCCUUCAUGGAGCUUGUCAUCAACUCACCACUUCCUGACCGCGAAGAGGCCGGUUCCCAGCCCCAAAGCUGGUAUGGCCCCAUCACACUCAAGGUCCAGGUCGUCAAGACCCUGAUCAAGAUCAAGACCGUUUUCCCCUCUUUGCUGCUUCCCCACAGUCCCACCUUCUUCAGUGCCGUUUGGCAAGAGUUGUCGAGACUUCAGGACGCUUACCAGGACUUGUUCAUCAACAACGAAGUUCAGAGCCGCCUGGAAGACAGCGAUGGUCUACCCUAUACCCUCGACUUCCUGGUGCUGGACGAACUUGACUUCCUCAACCAGUGCUUGCGUGCUAGCCCUGUACAAAAGCACCUUGAGGCCGACAUCAAGGCCCAACCUGACAUGUCCAAGAUCGAUUGGGUCAUGAAGCUCAACCAGUUGUUGGUCUCGUACUCCCAGGUCACACAGGAGGAGGAGGGCCUGUGGGACAUUGAUGUGUCUUUGUUCCUUGCCGAGGAGACCAGUGUCAGUGCUAACUACACUGCCAGAACGGCAUGUGGCGAUGUGGUUGUCAAGCUCGGCGAAUGGCUCGGGCCCAAGGUCUUCCAAGGCCUUUAUGAGGUUGCCAAGACUCUCUUUGGUAACAGCGCCAACGCCAAUAACUGGCGUGAGCAAGAGGCUUCGCUGUACUUGUUCAACUGCGCCUUGAACGACUUUUUGGAUUGCGAGAAGAGUGUUCCCGUCGAGGUUACUAACCCCUACGGAGAAAUCAUACAAUACGCCGUCAACAGGCAAGAUAUGCCUGUCUUGUGUGCUCGAGGAUUCCUGGCUGGAGCUGCGCUAAGCCAGGCCGCCGGCAGCCCGGCAUAUGGUCUUCUUGAGCAAACCAUCAAGACUGUUGGAAGCUCUGACUCGGAGCUUGUCCAAGUCGCCUGCAUCAAGGCCAUGGACGGCUUCCUCAGGUCCACCCUUGAGCCGCAGUACCAAGGCCACAUUCUCCAAGCUAUCCAGGGCUACCUGAGUGGACUGGAUCUUACCUCGUUAGAGGACUCGGACGACCUCCUAGUAACUAUCGUUGAGACACUCAAGGCAGCCAUUGCCGUGGACAUGCGCACAGUUCUCCAACCUGAUAGCACUGCUCUUGACAUGCUGCUCACGCUUGGCAAGCACGGUGCCGCCAACUAUCAUGUAGAAAUUAGCGUUUGCGAAGCGUUCGAGGAGAUUGCUGAGGCCAUGAAGGACGCCACUGCUUACCCAGCCUUCUGCGCCAAGGUCCUGCCAUCUAUCACUGGUGCUUUUGACGUGGCCAACGUCACUGGAGACGACCCGCUUAUCAUUCUUGCCGUCGAGCUACUGUCGAUCCUUGUCGAGUUUGGCGUAGAGCCUCUCCCUGCUGGCUUCGUCGAGCACACCCUCCCUAAGCUUGCCAGGCUUCUGAUGUCGUCGACAGAAGGAGAGGUUCUGCGUCCCGGCACGCAGGCCGUCAAGCAUAUGCUCAUGCAUGAUCACCAACAAGUGUUUGCAUGGAACGAUGAAAACGGCCGUUCAGGACUCGAAGUCUGCUUGAUGAUUAUCGACCGACUUUUGGACCCUACUAUGGAGGAUAAUGCUGCUUCAGAUGUUGGUGGUCUCGCGGCAGAGCUGGUCGAGAAAGCUGGUCCUCAGCGUCUCGGACCUUAUCUUGCCCAGCUCCUCAGGGCGGUUGCCGCACGUCUACACACCGCUCAAGAAGUGGCCAUCAUUCAGUCGCUUAUUCUUGUCUUUGCGCGCCUGUCUCUUACCGUGGAAGGCGCCCGGGAUGUCGUCAACUUCUUGAGCGAGACUCCUAUUGACGGCCAGAACGGACUCCAGAUUGUCCUUAGCAAAUGGCUCGAGAACUCGGCCAUCUUCUCCGGAUACGACGAGAUUCGUCAGAACAUCAUUGCCCUCUCCAAGCUGUACGAGCUUAACGAUGCGCGCGUCAAUGAGACACUGGUUAAGGGCGAUCUCAUCAUCAACAACGAUACCAGAAUCAGAACCAGAUCAAGGGCCAAGCAAAACCCCGACCAAUACACCCAGAUCCCCGCCCCGCUCAAGAUCGUCAAGGUGCUCGUCGACGAGCUCGGCGCCACAGCCGGUAACUACUCCGGUGCGCGGUCCGCGGCCGCGGCCCAAAACGUGGAGGCCGAAGAGGAAGACGAUGACGAGGAUGACGAGGGCUGGGAGGAUGAGCCCGAUGUUCUCGAUCUCGGCCUCGGCUCCACCAAGGCCGAGCUCAUGGGCUGGGCCGAGGGUAACAACGCCCUGCGCGAUCGCGGUGAUGACGAAACCCGCCAGUACCUGGUGGAGUUCUUUGUCCGCGUUGCGACGGAGAAUAUCGGCAACUUCAAUGAUCGCUGGUAUCAGCAUCUGAACGAGGAAGAGAAGGAGAAUCUGCGGGAACUCGGCUCUCAGUAGAGGGAGAGCGGCUUAGGCAGUGUCUGUCACCAGCGGCGCAGAAAUGUGACGAGCUUCGAUGUCCGAGGGACCACCAUCCAUGGUCUGUCAGCAUACGGUGUACAAAGGUUAUAGGGAUGAAGGGAAGGGGUUGAAAAUCGGUGGAUGGACGUAUAGGAAAGAGUCGCGUCGGCUGGACUUCUUCUCGUUCUUGUUAAGGAGGUUUUAUUCUAUUCAUCAUCGCUCUGCGGCGUGUUCUGUCUGUUAGCGCU
Molecule: messenger RNA, 3440 nt
Organism: Neurospora tetraspora
Lineage: Eukaryota; Fungi; Ascomycota; Sordariomycetes; Sordariales; Sordariaceae
Product: armadillo-type protein
Exons: 4
Coding region: 85-3189 (1034 amino acids)
Biological process (GO): protein import into nucleus
Cellular component (GO): cytosol; nuclear envelope
Molecular function (GO): small GTPase binding
Source: RefSeq, a predicted model, not a curated record